Pelobates fuscus (common spadefoot toad) is the source of this 3664-nucleotide messenger RNA. RefSeq names its product RAS like family 10 member A (gene RASL10A). The transcript has 4 exons. The coding region runs from base 231 to 830 and encodes 199 amino acids. NCBI's taxonomy places the organism in Eukaryota, Metazoa, Chordata, Amphibia, Anura, Pelobatidae. Gene Ontology annotation, molecular function: GTP binding; GTPase activity. The record is from RefSeq and is a predicted model, not a curated record.
CAGCAAUGAGCAGGAGUGCAUGGGGGAGGGGGUUAUAAAUGGAUAGAGGGCUGGAUGUGUUGUUGCUGUCCAUGGUGCUGAAGGUUGAAUUUGAGGAUUGGGUACAAGGAGGCAGAAGUGAAUCCAUAAUGUGGGCUGCACUAUAACUUCCUGAUGUUAGGUAAAAGUGGCACCAGGUUUAAAUGAUUUGGCAAUGCUGAGUCGCAGACUUUGGAAAAGCUCUGGUAAUCAUGGUGCAGACAGUGCAGGUGGCAGUGCUGGGGGCACCAGCGGUUGGCAAAACCUCCAUCAUCCGACAAUUUGUGGCACAUGAAUUCCAUGAGGGAUACAUUCCGACUGAGCACCGGGAGUUGCACCGUGCCACAGCAGUCCUAAGUGAGAGGAUGUAUGAGCUAAUAAUUUUGGAUCUUCCCAAUAUGCCCUGCUACCCAGGCACUGCAGGACAGGAUUGUUUAGAUCCACAGUUCUGGGGCCUCAGAAACACUAAAGUCUUCAUCUUGGUCUUUGAUAUCUGCAAUCCAGAGAGUUUCCACCACGUCAAACAGCUAAGGCAGCAGAUCUUAGACAGUGCCAGUAAGCCCCCACUGAUAGUUGUGGUUGGUAAUAAGAGAGACCAGCAGAAACAUCGCUUUGCCCUUCGCCAUGGUUUGUCGGUGCUGGUGAAAAAGAACUGGAAAUGUGGUUAUUUAGAGUGCUCAGCUCGGAACAACUGGCAUAUCCUCCUGCUCUUCAAGGAGCUGCUGAUCAGCAUGUCUGCCAGAGGGAGGCGCACUACCAGCAGCAUCUGCCUACAAGGAGCUCUGCACAGGGAACGAUGCAGCAUCAUGUGAUGCAAGUUUUGUAACCCACUUUUGAUGGUUAAAGUCCCCCCUCUGUCAGUGUCACACACACAGGAAUGGGUCUCCUUCAGUCAGCCUGUUAAAAACACUUAGGAAUGAGACUCCUUCAGUCUGUCUGUUGAACACCCUUGGGGAUCUAUCAGCCUCAUUUACAUAAAAAGAGAACCCCUUCAUUCUAGUCUACAUUCAUUGCCACAUACACGAGCUAAAGGGCUAGUUACGUCUGUCAGUGUCAUGCACAAGUUAUGGUGGCUGCUUCAUAUACAAGAAGAGUUUCCUCAGUCUGUCACUUAGUGCCACACACAACAGAGGGAUCGUUUGGUCUAUCAGUGUCAUACACCACAAUAAGGGCUACUUUAUGAUAGGCUGACAGAGAAAUGUGUGUAUCUAACACACAAAUUGAGUGAGCCUUUCUGUUGUGUGAUCUGAAGAGACUGAACCCUUAGAGUGGAUUUGUGACACAGAGAUUGUCACAUAGGCACACUCAGUGAAUACUCUCUCUUGUCUGUAACAUGGACAGAUUAUUGCUAUAAUUAUUUAUAAAGUGGCAACAUAUUCCGUAGCGCUGUACAAUAGUUAUGUCAGUGUCAUUCACACACAAACAGGAGAAGGGCUUUCACAGUUUUCCCUAACCACAAUGGAAGUGGCAUCUCACAUAGUCACCCUCACGGUUCUCUAAGUCUGACAGUACCACACACAGAGGACAAGGGCUACCUCAAUCUGUCAGUAACACAGACACUUCCAAAAAGGGCUCCCUCCGACUGUCUGAGAUUUAAAAACCUUGAUCGAUGUAACAACUACACAAUGACGGUUCUGCUAUAAAUGUGCACACAGAUUAGAGUGUUUCAUUUAGUGUGCAUUUGUCAUAGUCAUACAUUCACAGAGAUGUCAGAAUUUUGAAAUUAGUUUAAUCAGCAGCAACAAAAAAAAAAAUUACACACAUUUAUACUUGUCAUGUUUAAGCAGACCUCUCUACUUAACACAUAUACGCAUGAAACCCAAACCCAUUUCUGUAUACACAUAUACACAGGUCAGCAAAUACUUUCAGUGUGCACAGAAACGUCCAAGAACAUGUAAACAACCACAAACACUUUCAAUCUACUUACACACCUCUCUCCCUCUGUAGAACUUUCCCAUGAAAUGCAAAGCUCAGUAAUGUUUCUGCAGGGCAAAGCUAAGAGGGAUGACAGUAGUUGGACCUGUAGUUAGACCUGUGCAGUCAAUGCUACCAUGUAUUACAGAAGUUAUUUUUUUUUUAUAAUAUGUGUAGCAUGCAAUAUGUCUAAAAAUAAAACAGACUAUCUGAUUUCCCCAUUGCCCACAAUAAUUAGAAUAUGUCUCAUGUCCAGGCUCUUAAGAGGAACCAUAAAACAAUUAUUUUUGACUCACAAACAUUUAAUCAUCCUGCACUCCCACCCACUCUGUAAACAACAGAUUUUAUCCUGUCUCAAUAAAUAGAACUUUACUCUUAAACAAGCAACCAGGAAACACAGGAUUUGUUAAUCAAGAUUGCUUGAAAAUAUAAAAAUAUACAGUCUGUAGCAGAUAAGUACUCUGAGACGCGGACUUUCGCAGUUCCCAGUGUUCUAUUCUACAUGUCAAACACCUGGGGACAGUCUUUAAUAGGUUCCUUGGCAGUCUAUGACCUGUCAUCUCCCGUUGAUUAGGCUCUCAUGGGCCAGCAAUACCAGAAGCAUACUGCCUGAGUGGAGUCCAGACUGGCAAUAAGGCUGGCCAGAUUGACAUGCAGUCAUCCGUCUAUCGCUAACUUUAAUUAUAAAUAAACUAUAAAUUAAGUCAGAUCACCACUGCAUUAACAGACAUGCAAGUUAUAACUGUAUUACCACUCCCGCACCAAUCAAUAUUUUACAGAUGAUUGUUAUUGUAAAAUGUCUGUUCUUUUAUAGAACUAUUGCUCAGUAUUACAUAUACUUGCUAUAAAGUCCCCCAUCCUGUUCUAUACAAUCUGUACCUACUAAUUCACCAUGUUUUUUCCUAUAAUAAUUCAUAAUGAUCUUCAUCAAGACUUCUCCCUAUAAAUCAUUCUAUUUCUCCAUCCAUACGUUCUAACACAACCGUUUCUCGUAUAACCUCCCUCUGCAAUUACCAUAUUGCUCCAUUCAUUCUUCUCUAACUAUCAAUCCAAAUAACCUCUCCUAAUAUCUUCUAUUGUUCCAUAACACCUUUUCUCAAUAACUCCUCCUAUUGCCCAUGUAACCGUACCAAAUAAUUCCUCCUUAUUGCUCUGUAAUACCUUACCAUAUAAUUGCUCUUACAGCUCCAUGUUACCUCUCCCAUUAGUUCCUCCUAUUGCUUCAAAGAUUCCUCCAUAUAAUGUUUCCAAAUAAAUCCUGCAAGUGUGCCAACAAAAUCCUUCCGACAAAUCUUUCUAUUGCUCUAAAUAACAUCUCCCAGUAAAUCCAGGUUCCGAUCCAUACAGUCCGUUCAAUAACCCCUUUCCUGUGUCACUUAACUCUCAAAUACUUCCUUCUGCUGUCUCUCAGCAAAAACAUCUCCUAUUCCAAUACAUCAUUAAAACGGAUCUGAUUUAUAUUUUCCAUAUAUUCACUCUACUAACAAGUGAAGUUCUUCCUAUUAUCUUAUUUAUAGAAAGCAUUUUGAAAAAGGCAAUAAAUGGAAAAUCGACUGAUGUAAUGCUUUUAUCCUAUCUAGAAUUACUAAAGUGAAUUUCUCGUUUGUCUUUAUAUAUGCUGUUCUUGCCAAGGGCUCCACCUUUAUUACCCUUUGUUUUUUUCCAUGGCUCAUUUAUUCUGUACUAUGGAUAUUUGUACUGCCUUUAAAAAUAAAGCAAUAUGACAACAGAA